Hyalella azteca is the source of this 530-nucleotide messenger RNA. RefSeq lists its product as uncharacterized. The record is from RefSeq and is a predicted model, not a curated record. The coding region runs from base 45 to 530 and encodes 161 amino acids. The transcript has 4 exons. Lineage: Eukaryota; Metazoa; Arthropoda; Malacostraca; Amphipoda; Hyalellidae.
GAAACUUGUAUAAGAAUUGAAAUACCUACGACCUAGAGCUGUGUAUGAACAAAGGAAGAGGCAUGUUCUUCUCAAACGUGAUUUGCUUGGUCAGUUUGUCGAGCAGUUUUAGCGCAGUUCAGGCGAGCACAAUGACGCUCUUCACCGACGUAAAGAUCGCGCAGGCUUGGACCACGUCUUACUUGGAGGCACCGAGCGCAUGCGUGUGCCGGAAUCGGUGCUUCGUGGACACGCGGUGCCUGGCGGUGUCCAUCACUCAGGCGGCCUCCGUGUCCAAGUGUUACUUCAGCAGCAGCGCCUCGGUGCUCACCAACUUACUCAUCACAGACUCGGCCUUCAUCACCUUCAUUAAGAAUAAAGGCGUGUGCCGGAAUCGGUGCUUCGUGGACACGCGGUGCCUGGCGGUGUCCAUCACUCAGGAGGCCUCCGUGUCCAAGUGUUACUUCAGCAGCAGCGCCUCGGUGCUCACCAACUUACUCAUCACGGACUCGGCCUUCAUCACAUUUACGAAGCAAAAAUUCUACAAUUAA